AUGAUUGAAAUCAAGUUUGAAUCAGAUUGGUUCGACAAAUGGCCCUUACGGUUUGACAAGUGCUUAGUACCAAAGCUGUCUGUGUCAUCUGACUUGAAGAACGACUACAGUAUAUCGUCCAACGACUACAGUAUAUUGUCCAACGACUUCUGUAUAUCGUCCAACGACUUCAGUAUAUCGUCCAACGACUACUGUAUAUCGUCCAACGACUUCUGUAUAUCGUCCAACGACUUCUGUAUAUCGUCCAACGACUACAGUAUAUCGUCCAACGACUACAGUAUAUUGUCCAACGACUUCUGUAUAUCGUCCAACGACUUCAGUAUAUCGUCCAACGACUUCUGUAUAUCGUCUAACGACUUCAGUAUAUCGUCCAACGUCUACAGUAUAUCGUCCAACGACUUCUGUAUAUCGUCCAACGACUUCUGUAUAUCGUCCAACGACUUCAGUAUAUCGUCCAACGACUUCUGUAUAUCGUCUAACGACUUCAGUAUAUCGUCCAACGUCUACAGUAUAUCGUCCAACGUCUACAGUAUAUCGUCCAACGACUACAGUAUAUCGUCCAACGACUACAGUAUAUCGUCCAACGUCUACAGUAUAUCGUCCAACGACUACAGUAUAUCGUCCAACGACUACAGUAUAUCGUCCAACGACUACAGUAUAUCGUCCAACGACUACAGUAUAUCGUCCAACGACUACAGUAUAUCGUCCAACGACGUUCUUUUAUGUGUUGGGCCCUCAGCGAGGGUCAUGUGA
Messenger RNA from Procambarus clarkii (red swamp crayfish), 753 nucleotides. RefSeq lists its product as uncharacterized. The record is from RefSeq and is a predicted model, not a curated record. Lineage: Eukaryota; Metazoa; Arthropoda; Malacostraca; Decapoda; Cambaridae.